Molecule: messenger RNA, 1582 nt
Organism: Symphalangus syndactylus (siamang)
Lineage: Eukaryota; Metazoa; Chordata; Mammalia; Primates; Hylobatidae
Gene: LYPD6B
Product: LY6/PLAUR domain containing 6B
Molecular function (GO): acetylcholine receptor regulator activity
Source: RefSeq, a predicted model, not a curated record
GCCUCCCCAGCGCUGGCCACUACCACACGGCCGCCCGCCCGGGCCUCCUUUCGACCUCGUGGCGGAGCCCUGCGGUUUCCCAGCGGAGCCGGGCCCGGGGCUGCUCCCUCGCGGGCGAGGCUCACCUGUCCCGGCCCGGCCCCCUCUCGCGCCCCAGGUGGCUCAGGGCGGGGAGGAGCCGCGCCCCGCCCUGCGCGGCCGCAGCCAACGCCGGCCCCAGGCGGGUGCGCUGGGAGCCUAGGCCGGGAGCCGGGUGAAGGCGCCGAGAGGCCCGGUGGGCGCGGGCGGCGAGAUUAUCGUGGAACACCUGCCCAUUAAUCUUGACCCUGUUAAAACAAUAACUGCCUAUCCAGAUAUGCCACACUACUGCCUGCUGUUGGCAACCCUCCUGGACUAGGCUGCCCCGUUAAUCACACGGAUGUUACUUGCCACCUCUGACUGUUUUGAGUUAAUGAUGAGAAGCCAGAUAUGCAUUGCUGUCAGAUAUAAGAGUUUGGACCGCCCAGCACACAAGGUCAGCAUGCGGCUCCUCUGUCACACUCUCGCUGUAGCUGUUGUCCAGAUCGUUAUCUUCUCAGAAAGCUGGGCAUUCGCCAAGAACAUCAACUUCUAUAAUGUGAGGCCUCCUCUCGACCCUACACCAUUUCCAAAUAGCUUCAAGUGCUUUACUUGUGAAAACGCAGGGGAUAAUUAUAACUGCAAUCGAUGGGCAGAAGACAAAUGGUGUCCACAAAAUACACAGUACUGUUUGACGGUCCAUCACUUCACCAGCCACGGAAGAAGCACAUCCAUCACCAAAAAGUGCGCCUCCAGAAGCGAAUGUCAUCUUGUCGGCUGCCACCACAGCCGAGAUUCUGAACAUACGGAGUGUAGGUCUUGCUGUGAAGGAAUGAUCUGCAAUGUAGAAUUACCCACCAAUCACACUAAUGCAGUGUUUGCCAUAAUGCACGCUCAGAGAACAUCUGGCGGCAUUGCCCCCACACUCUACCUACCAGUGCUUGCCUGGGUCUUUGUGUUUCCAUUGCUGUGAUGCCACCAUUCCUAGGAGAGGCAGAGACCAGCCUCUAAAGCACAAGCCAAAAACUGUGUGAACGGUGAACUUUGGAGUGAAGAUCAAUCUUGCACUUGGUGAAGAGUGCACAUUGGACCUCAAGGCGAAAGCCAGUGGUUUGCUUGGAUAAAAUGUUCCCUCAUGAGGCCACAGGACUGAGGAUGGAAAUUUGGCAGGGCCUGAGAAGAUGGUCUGACUUCCAGGCUUCCUGGUCAAAGAGAGCUACGUUUCGUCAGUUCUGCAGAGAGGAUCCUGGCAACUAGUCCCACCUGACUAGGCCUUUAGCUGAAAGGAUUUCUUGACUUCCUUGACUGCCUCAGAGGCUGCCAGGUCAAACCCUCUUGUUUAUGUGAUUAGCUCAGAGCGUCUCUAUGAAAUCUAACCCUUCCCCUCAUGAGAAAGCAGUUUUCCCCACCAACAGCGUAGUCAAUGAGAAAGGCAACUGUACGAAGAAAACUUCCAGUUGAACUAAUGUGAAAUCUAUUUGCUAAUUGUGGGGGGAAAUAAAGCUUUUAAAUUAUACAGUGUAAA